UGACAUUGCCUGAUCGGCACAAGCUAGAGAUCCCAAAAGGAAAUACGAAGGAUCCCUGCAGGGAGUCUAGAGAUUUGGGAGCUUGUUUUCUGAUCUCUUUAUGAAAAUGGAUACACCAGAUACCCUCCUGUUUGCUGUGAAGGAUUAUGUUGCCAGAGCUGGAUUACCUCCUAAAGAUCGCUUGGAUAGCUUUGGGGCCAGAUCAAACAUUGUAGGGAAGCUGAAUAAUGUCAGUAAGUUUGCCUUUAACCCAGAAGGGGUGCUGUUUGCUGUGCGUGGUACAGAACUCUUCACGGGAGCUAUGCCUUCAAAUCCAAACGUGGACUGGUUCUCUACUGCCAAGAGAGUUGGCAAAUCUGACUGGGAUAGGUUUAAAUUUGUCUUCUUUGAUCCAAAUGGUCUUCUGUAUGCAGCUACCAAGAAUGGGGAGUUCUACAAGGGUCCAGCACCAAGCAAUGAAAAUGUGUCCUGGCUUUAUGGCCAAGCCACCAAAAUAGGAACCGACGGAUGGAAUGACUUUUACGCCCUUUUCUUUGACCCUAAAGGCAUCUUGUAUGCAGUGACAAAGGAUGACAAGCUUGUGAUGAGAAGCCCCCCAACCAAAGCAAAUGAUGAAUGGCUUCGCUCCAGCACAACCAUUGGAAAUGGAGGCUGGUGCAUCCUGACCCACUUCAUGGCUUUCUCCCCAGAGUUUGACUUGUGGUGUGUGGAUUCAAAGAAUGGCAACAUCUAUAAAGGCCGAGCCCCAACUGUUGAUAAUACCAGCUAUGUGAAGAAUGCACAGAAUCUGGGCUGGGAUUACAAUCAAUACCCCCUCCUUUCCUUCACAACUGAUAAAACCAUCCAAAGCAUUGUGAGCCUUGAAUUCCUUCCAGAUUCAGGGAAAGUCCUAUCCCAAGGCACAGAGGUGGUGCAGAGCCAGAUCUAUGUGAACAAGAGCAGCACUCCAUUAAAGCACACUUUCUCGUUCUCAAAGACCAUGAAAGAGAGCAGCACCUUCAGCCAGGAACAUGGAUUCACAGUCUCUGUUGGUGCAGAGAUGAGCUUUAAAGCUGGAGUCCCGUUCAUAGGGGAAACAGAGUCAAAGAUUUCCAUCAAUAUGAGCACAACUCAUACCUGGAACUUCUCAAAGACCAAUGAAACCCAGACUACCUUCUCCUCCAGUACAGAUGUGGAGGUACAAGGUGGACAUUCAAUACGCAUGGUGGCAUCUGUGACCAAGGGAGAAAUGGAUGUGCCUUACCGUGCCAAGAUCCGCACCUUGUUUGGUUAUGAGACCACCAUCCAGGGAACAUGGAAAGGGGUCACUCACUAUAAUCUGAUGGUCACCCAGGAAGACUACAAACCCCACAGAAGGAAAUUUCGGGCCCUCAGGAGACAAGGCAAGGAUUCCUACACAGAGUGGGCAUUUCGUAUGCAACGUGCUGCCAGUAAGACUACCUUAGAAGAUGAAGUACAAUUAAUGCUGCUAGAGCAGUUUUAUGACUACACUCCAGUUGAGGUUAGAGACUGGGUCAAAGACAGGAAGCCACAGACCAUGGAAGAGGCAGCAAGGUUAGCAGACGAAUUUCACGAGAGCAGACGGCUGGAUGGAAAUCGAGGGUUCACCGGAUCUCGACCCUCAACUGGUCCUAUAGCUACCCCGCACAGGGUAACCCCACUGGUGAGCAACCCUACAACCACUGGAUAUCAAAAGACCGCCCCCAUGUGUUAUGGGUUCAAGCAAGUGGGACACAUUAAACCCAAUUGCCCGCAACGUGCUACAGACCGCUGGGGGCGAACACCAGUCGCACCAACAAAAGCAGCUGCACACUGUGUACAAGAGGAUUACAACCCCCCUGCUCAAGGGUCGCCCAGUAACAAUACGGAAAAUUGGUCCACGUUACAUGAAGUGAAUCCCAUACAAACUGCUGGAGAUAACCGGUCUCACCACCGUCAGUCCGUGAAGUUAAAUGGACAAGAAGCUAGAGGGCUGAGAGACAGCGGGGCUACUAUUACCCUGGUACAACCUCACCGGGUCAAACCUUUGCAGCACACAGAGCGCACCAUUGCUGUAAGGGUAGCCGGAGGGGCAAUACAUAAACUUUCAACGGCUCGAGUACACAUUGCUUGGGGUACUGGGGCCAAGUCUGUUGAAGUGGGCAUCAUGCCAGAUUUACCAGCCGAAGUAUUGUUGGGAAAUGAUUUAGGGUUCUUGAUGUCCCAAUUGAUAGCACCCAGCCCAGAAGGAGCGUUACCUGUCACUACACGGCAGCAGUCCAGAGCUAUGGAGGCCUCCCCUUCAUCUGACGACCAGGUAAGCAAUAAACCCCUGACAGUUAACCCUGACCAUACAUCCUACUGGGGUACCCCUCGAGACUUUGGGCAAGCCCAGCGGGAGGAUCCCACACUAAGAGGGUAUCGGAGGGAGUUAAAGCCCAUACUAAGUUCACCCUAUCACCCACAGACGAAUGGCCUCUGUGAGCAUUUCAAUGGCACCCUUAAACAAAUGCUAAUCACGUUCACAGAGACCUGUCGGAAUUGGGAAAAGUUCCUUCCCCACCUGCUCUUUGCGUAUCGGGAAGUACCUCAGGAGUCUACCGGAUUCUCCCCGUUUGAACUGCUAUAUGGGAGACGGGUCUGGGGACCACUAGACCUGGUACGGGAGCAUUGGGAAGGAGAUAUGGGAGACACAGGUACCCCUGUAGUAACAUUUGUACUGGAGCUGAGGGACCGUCUGCAGGCUCUGACCGAAAUGGUUCGGGAGAAUAUGCGGGCGGCCCAACGGCAACAGAAGCGCUGGUAUAAUAAGGGGGCUAGGGACCGUAUACUGAAAGUAGGACAAAAGGUACAUAUAGGUAUGCUCAGCUCUCUUCUGUUACCGGGACCUCAUAUGGAUCACUUGCCUCAUCUACUGGGGUUUAAUCUGGUGGUGGUACGACAAGCAAUUCCUCCAAAGGAUAGUUAUGCUGCCAUCCAUGGGUUGGGACCAGAUGAAUGUAGUCCUCUGGUUACCAAUAUGACUCAACCCAUGUCACGCCAGAAAGUUUUGCUUCCUUCCUCAGGGGAACAGUGGAUUCCCACACUGCAUCAACCAGCCAGCGGCACCACAACUGCUGGAAGCUUCAUGGCAUGCAGUGUAAAUUCUUACAGUACACCCGAUACCCUCCUGUUUGCUGUGAAGGAUUAUGUUGCCAGAGCUGGAUUACCUCCUAAAGAUCGCUUGGAUAGCUUUGGGGCCAGAUCAAACAUUGUAGGGAAGCUGAAUAAUGUCAGUAAGUUUGCCUUUAACCCAGAAGGGGUGCUGUUUGCUGUGCGUGGUACAGAACUCUUCACGGGAGCUAUGCCUUCAAAUCCAAACGUGGACUGGUUCUCUACUGCCAAGAGAGUUGGCAAAUCUGACUGGGAUAGGUUUAAAUUUGUCUUCUUUGAUCCAAAUGGUCUUCUGUAUGCAGCUACCAAGAAUGGGGAGUUCUACAAGGGUCCAGCACCAAGCAAUGAAAAUGUGUCCUGGCUUUAUGGCCAAGCCACCAAAAUAGGAACCGACGGAUGGAAUGACUUUUACGCCCUUUUCUUUGACCCUAAAGGCAUCUUGUAUGCAGUGACAAAGGAUGACAAGCUUGUGAUGAGAAGCCCCCCAACCAAAGCAAAUGAUGAAUGGCUUCGCUCCAGCACAACCAUUGGAAAUGGAGGCUGGUGCAUCCUGACCCACUUCAUGGCUUUCUCCCCAGAGUUUGACUUGUGGUGUGUGGAUUCAAAGAAUGGCAACAUCUAUAAAGGCCGAGCCCCAACUGUUGAUAAUACCAGCUAUGUGAAGAAUGCACAGAAUCUGGGCUGGGAUUACAAUCAAUACCCCCUCCUUUCCUUCACAAUUGAUAAAACCAUCCAAAGCAUUGUGAGCCUUGAAUUCCUUCCAGAUUCAGGAAAAGUCCUAUCCCAAGGCACAGAGGUGGUGCAGAGCCAGAUCUAUGUGAACAAGAGCAGCACUCCAUUAAAGCACACUUUCUCGUUCUCAAAGACCAUGAAAGAGAGCAGCACCUUCAGCCAGGAACAUGGAUUCACAGUCUCUGUUGGUGCAGAGAUGAGCUUUAAAGCUGGAGUCCCGUUCAUAGGGGAAACAGAGUCAAAGAUUUCCAUCAAUAUGAGCACAACUCAUACCUGGAACUUCUCCAAGACCAAUGAAACCCAGGCUACCUUCUCCUCCAGCACAGAUGUGGAGGUACAAGGUGGACAUUCAAUACGUAUGGUGGCAUCUGUGACCAAGGGAGAAAUGGAUGUGCCUUACUGUGCCAAGAUCCGCACCUUGUUUGGUUAUGAGACCACCAUCCAGGGAACAUGGAAAGGGGUCACACACUAUAAUCUGAUGGUCACCCAGGAAGACUACAAACCAUGAGAUGGAUAUGACUUCAAAUUCUGCCAUGGAAUCCUCCUGCAUGCCACCUGAUAAGGGCAUGAUGGCAACAGUUCUGUUCACGGUCUAAUUUAAAUGGCUUUGAAUGUUUAGCUGAAAUGUCAUGUUUUGGUUAAUAAA
Molecule: messenger RNA, 4510 nt
Organism: Pelobates fuscus (common spadefoot toad)
Lineage: Eukaryota; Metazoa; Chordata; Amphibia; Anura; Pelobatidae
Exons: 8
Coding region: 101-4372 (1423 amino acids)
Biological process (GO): DNA integration
Molecular function (GO): nucleic acid binding
Source: RefSeq, a predicted model, not a curated record